Messenger RNA from Photinus pyralis (common eastern firefly), 937 nucleotides. Its product is annotated as histidine protein methyltransferase 1 homolog. The record is from RefSeq and is a predicted model, not a curated record. The transcript has 4 exons. The coding region runs from base 118 to 903 and encodes 261 amino acids. Gene Ontology annotation, biological process: peptidyl-histidine methylation, to form tele-methylhistidine. NCBI's taxonomy places the organism in Eukaryota, Metazoa, Arthropoda, Insecta, Coleoptera, Lampyridae. Gene Ontology annotation, molecular function: protein-L-histidine N-tele-methyltransferase activity.
CUGUACACAUCAAGACAUAUGAACUAUGGAGCCGUCUCUUGAACUACUCUGAAACGGAUCUAACCUCAAAAUUCUAUCAUUAAACGUUAUUUAUAUUAGAAGCAGUAGUCGAGAAGCAUGUUUCAGUUUAAUUUCCUCGAUAAUAACUCCACCACCCCCUUAGCAGCUUUAGAAACGAUUCCAUGCAAUUCGCAUAAUGCAAAGGAAAUCCCCGUCAGCAAUUCGCCUGUUACUCCAAACAGCUACGAAACAAAGAGUAUAUCGUACUCCGACACUUUAAAUAUACGACUGGUUACUGACGUAACAUUAGCGCCGGAUUCUCUGCUGUGUGCUGCCGAAAGUAACCGCACAGACUUGCAGGUGGGAAUAUACGAGGGUGGUUUAAAAGUUUGGGAAUGUACUCACGACUUGGCCAAUUUCAUUGUGAACGAAAACAUUGAGUUGAAUCAAAGAAGAGUACUCGAUUUAGGAUGUGGCAGCGGUAUUAUCGGUAUAGUUGCCCGUAUGUCUGGUGCUGACGUCUGCUUUCAAGACUAUAAUGAAGACGUGAUUACACAUUUUACAAUCCCCAAUGUUUGUCUAAAUAGCGAGGUGGGAGAGUGUAGAUUUUAUGCUGGCGAUUGGGAGUCAUUUGCUAGUAUUGUGGGUGCUAAGUACGACGUUAUUUUCACAUGCGAAACCGUGUACAACCCGGAUAAUUAUCGUAAAUUGUGCAGAGUAUUCAGCAAUUGCCUGCAACCAAAUGGAAUAAUUUAUUUGGCAGCAAAAGGGCAUUAUUUCGGUUGUGGAGGCGGUAUAAAUGACUUUAUUCAAUUUUUAAAAUGCGAAACCGAGCUCAAGUGGGAAACCUGCUGGAAGAAUUCUAAUGGACUAGAAAGAGCAAUAUUGAAAAUUUAUUUUUAGAUAUUAGCAAUAAAAAAUUAUUCUUUCCAAAACA